Onychomys torridus (southern grasshopper mouse) is the source of this 2179-nucleotide messenger RNA. It is a transcript of the gene Hirip3, whose product is annotated as HIRA interacting protein 3. NCBI's taxonomy places the organism in Eukaryota, Metazoa, Chordata, Mammalia, Rodentia, Cricetidae. Gene Ontology annotation, cellular component: nucleus. The record is from RefSeq and is a predicted model, not a curated record.
GAGACCUGCACGGAACGCGGCUCCCAGUGGCUUCGCAGUUCGCUGAGGUCACAGAGGAGCCGGACGCUGAAGGGCGCAGUUACUGAUUCUAAACUUAUUUGGAGUCUUAAAAGAACCAGAAAUUCAGUGUGUUGGCGAGGAUACCCUUCCCCGUCUGCCUUUCGAAACAACGGAGACCUAACUUGGUGAUCCUGACUACCGAGCAGUGUGGAGAGUCGAUUACGUUACACCUAGAGAUCUCCAGUGGCGAAUCGGCUUCUCCCGAGACUUUUAAUAAGCAGUUCUAAGGGAGAGCGGAAACCUUAGACCCGCCAACUGCUCGGGGGAAGCAAGGGCGGGCAGAGAUCGCUGUCCAGGGCUCCGAGUCGGGGGCCCGACGGCCCCGCCCCGCCCAGGGCCGCCUCACUGCGCGUGCGCCCUGAACGUGGCCCGGAAGAAAAAAAGGCGGGAGCCACCAAUCCCCGGUGGCGCAAAAUGGCGCCGGGAGGUGAGAUGUUGGGGUUCACGCGCAUUUUCCGAGGUUGCCCUGGCCUCAGCACGGUUACGCACUCCAUUGUGCGACUUAAAUUCUUGAACCACGUGGGCCGGGACCACCUUGAACCUGAGGAGGAGCAGGCGUUGAAGUGGCUGGUAGAGGAAGAGCUGCUGAAGAUGCAGGCGGAUGCUGGUACUGGGGAAGGAAAGCUAGACUUUACCAAAGUGAAGAGGUCUCCUGCUCCCUGCAGUGACCCAGAGAGAAAAAGGUCCCGCUUCAGUUCAGAGUCAGACUCCAGCUCUACACCAUCCAGUCCAGACCGCUCAGGACCCCCAACAAAGAACAGCACAACCAAGAAGUCAUGUUCCAGGAGAGCCUCAAAGCAAGCAGUUGAGAGCACAGAUGAAGAGCAGCAAACAGACCUGGUUGCCAAGAUGGGAUUAGAGGAGAGCAGUGAGGAGGAAGGGGAGGGUCCUGUCAGAGCAAGUAAGGUCUGGAAGGGAGAGGACACUGAGGAAGAGGAUGCUGUGAAAAAAGCACAGAAGGGCAGGGCUAAAAAGCAAGCUGGGGCCAAGAACAAGCAGGCACCGAGCAGGGCCGCAGCCAGGAAGAAGCAGGUCAGGGGAGAAAGUGGAAGCGUCGAGGAAGAGGCUGUGCAGGGGAGAGGAAGCACGGGUGCUGAAGACAGCGACGAGGAGACCCUAGCCAAGAAGAGGGAGCGCUGGGAACCCAGACCGAGGGGCAGCAACGGGCAGAGCGUGAGCUACAAGCAGAAAAGCCGGGCUGGGCGGCCAACGGGAGGCUCGGGGGACAGCAGCGGGGGCAGCAGUGGUGGGGAAGGGGGCUCCCCGAGGAAAAGGAGCAAGGGCAGGACCCAGACUGCGAUUGGGGGGAGGCAGAGUGCCAGCAUCCAGGAGCUAGCCACUGCUCAAGGAACUGCCAAGGCAGGCACACCAGACAGCAUUAGUGGGGAGAGUGACGCCCAGGCAGGAGAGAGCACCAAGGAGGGGAAGCAGCGCUCUUCCAAGAAGAGCUCCAAGAAAGGCAAGGCACGAAGUUCCUCUUCCUCAUCAGAUUCCAGUCCAGAGCCCACCAGCCGGAAGGCUGGGUCUCGUCGUGCAGAGGACCAUCCAGCUGUGGUGAGACUAAAGCGUUAUAUUCGGGCUUGUGGUGCCCAUCGAAACUACAAGAAGCUGCUGGGCUCCUGUCGCUCCCACAAGGAGCGCCUGAGUGUCCUCAGGGCUGAGCUGGAGGCGCUGGGCAUGAAGGGCAGUCCUUCCUUGGAGAAGUGUCGGGCCCUGAAGGAGCAGCGAGAAGAGGCAGCUGAGGUGGCUUCCUUGGAUGUUGCCAAUAUCAUCAGCAGUUCAGGCAGAUCACGAAGAAGUAAUGCCUGGAACCCUUCAGGGGAAGGAAUCCCCCCAGGGGAGCUUUAUCGCCGAACCCUGGACUCAGAAGGGGAGCGACCACGCCAAGCACCUCCAGACUGGUCCCAUAUGCGGGGCAUCAUCAGCAGUGAUGGUGAGAGCAGCUGAGCUCCACACCCAAGAUGGACCUUGCCCUGUUAGACAGACAGACAGCCCGUGGCCCUGAAGCAGCUUCUGAAGAGAGCUAAGUUGUUGGCACAGUACUCAGUUUCUUGUUCUCUAAGGUUGUUUUGGGGUUGGUGUUUUGCUUUUAGAGUCAAUAAAGUAAUGUUUGUAAUUA